Molecule: messenger RNA, 6927 nt
Organism: Hippocampus zosterae (dwarf seahorse)
Lineage: Eukaryota; Metazoa; Chordata; Actinopteri; Syngnathiformes; Syngnathidae
Gene: cenpe
Product: centromere protein E
Exons: 51
Coding region: 118-6855 (2245 amino acids)
Biological process (GO): microtubule-based movement; mitotic cell cycle
Cellular component (GO): microtubule
Molecular function (GO): microtubule binding; ATP binding; plus-end-directed microtubule motor activity
Source: RefSeq, a predicted model, not a curated record
AAGAAAUUUGAAUUCUUAAACGAGGCAACGGCAGUUGUGUUGAGGGAAGUGUUUGGUGUCGACAAGACCGGCAAAAGCAAUUUAAUUGGAUUUUCGGGGGGAUUUUCAAGCAACGAAAUGGCUGAGGAGUCGGCUGUUAAAGUAUGUGUUAGAGUGCGUCCAAUUAUUCAAAGAGAAGAAAGUGUUCCAUCAGAAACGGCGAAGCCUGUACAGGUCUUUUGGAAAAGUGAUAAGAAAUUAAUUCAUCAGAUUGAUGACGGGAGCGCAACAAAGAGUUUCAGUUUUGACAGAGUGUUCACUGCUGAAGAAACAACCAUUCAAGUUUACCAGGAUAUCGCAAAGCCAUUGGUUGUUUCAACUGUGGAAGGAUACAAUGGUACCAUCUUUGCUUAUGGUCAGACAUCCUCUGGAAAGACGUUCACAAUGAUGGGGAGUGAUCAUGUUCCUGGUGUCAUCCCACUGGCUGUUGAUGACGUCUUUGAAACCAUUAAAAAGUGUCCAAAGAAGGAGUUUCUUCUCAGAGUGUCUUACAUGGAAAUAUACAAUGAAACUGUGACUGAUCUGCUUGUAGACAGUUGGAAAAGAAAACCUCUGGAAGUCAGAGAGACUACAAAUAAAACCAUCCAUGUAGUUGACCUGACUGAGGAACUCGUGACCUCUCCUGCUCAAGUACUGGCCUGGAUUCGCAAAGGAGAAAAAAACCGGCACUAUGGAAAGACUAAAAUGAAUGAGCGCAGCAGCCGUUCACACACCGUUUUUCGAAUGAUCCUAGAGAGUCGUGAAAGAAGUGACCUGGCAUCAGGGGAAAAUGCAGAUGGAGCCAUCAUUGUUUCCCAUUUGAAUUUAGUUGACCUGGCUGGAUCAGAGAGGGCAAGCCAAACUGGGGCUGAAGGUACACGCUUGAAAGAAGGUUGCAAUAUCAACCGCAGCCUUUUCACACUUGGCCAAGUGAUAAAGAAGCUUAGUGAAGAUAGCCAAAGUUUCAUUAACUACAGAGAUAGUAAGUUGACACGGAUUCUUCAGAACUCCCUUGGUGGAAAUGCCAAAACAGUUAUCCUCUGCACAAUCACGACUGCAUCACUCGAUGAGACACUCCGCACUCUGCAGUUUGCUAGCACUGCAAAGAAAAUGAAAAAUGAUCCACAUGUCACAGAAGUUUCUGAUGACGGUGCACUGCUCAAAAGAUAUCGUAAUGAAAUUGUCGACCUCAAGAGACGACUUCAGGAGGUUUCCUCAGAAACGCAGACCACGGCAACAGAGAGAGAGGUGCUCUCUCAGCUUCUCCAAGAAAAACAUCAACUUCAAGUAGAACAAGAGGACCGAAUAAGAAACCUCACCAAACUACUGGUCACUAGCACCAACCUGACUCAUGUACAAAAGGUGCCCAAGCGCAGGGUUACGUGGGGAGGGAAAAUGCUAUGCUUGGCCCACACGUCUCCCAGUCAAGAUGGUCUGUCAGGCCGUAGCUUUGUUGAGAUUGUCGAUCAGAGGAGGAAAGCUGAUAGCACCAGUGUGAUGGAGAUGUUGGUUGAAGAUGACGAAGCCUUUGAUGGUCACUGGGACAUUCCUGAUGAGUCAUCAGAUGACACAAGUGGAAGUCAAGAUUUUAUUACUUUCCGUAGCCUGGGUAACAGGUCAGUUGAAAGAGUGGCAGAACUGGAACUAGAACUUCAAACAGUUGGCCAGCAAAAGCAGCAAGCCUUGGAUCAAAUUGCGGCAAUGGAGGAGAAGGCAACAGAAGUUGACUUGCAGCUCAAAAGUGAAGCUCAGCAAAAAGCUGAGGCCAUCGAGAAAGUAGAGUUGCUGGAGCUGUGCGUGACCGAACUGAAAAAACAACUUGAACAGAGUGACAAGCAGCUGCAAUCUGAUGAACAGCUCGCAAUCGAUUUUGCAGAGAUUGUCCAGCGUUGUGAGAUUCUAGCCACAGAGAAGGAUAUGCUGGCAUCUGAGCAAGACCAUCUCAAGCAGGAACUUGACUUUGCCAUUAGGCAGACACAAAAACUGGAGAAGGAAAAAACUUCCCUUUCACAGGAACUGAAAGAAAAGGAUGAACUGCAGGAAUUCAUCGCUCUUGAAGAAAAGAUAAGAGAUGAACAUGAGAGCGAGUUGGAAAACCAAAUUUGCUCAUUGAAGGAAGCUAUGAAAUCCCGUGAUCUCCAAUACAUGGAACUUAAGAAAAAUUUGGAGACAGUUUCUGAAGAACUGACGAAGAAAACCCAAAUUGCUGAUGAUCUUCAGAAUAUGUGUGGUAAGGAUGUGUCUGAAGAAGUGGCGAAGCUUCGUCUUUCUUUAGCUGACGCGGAGGUGCUUGGCAUAGAGACAAAGAAAGAAUGGGCAGUUCUGCGCACUGAAAACAUUGCUCUGGAAGAGUUGAAGAUGACCCUGACUGUCAGCCAUGAAAAGAUGGAAGCCGAAGUCAACAGCCUGCGUUUUCAACUUGAGGCUGAAAAGUCUAAUUUCAAGAAAAUGCAGGCAGAUCUUCAGAAAGAGCUUAGCGUUGUGUUUAACGAGAACCUCAAGCUAACUAAUCUGCUCGAUGGCAAGGUCCCGCGAAAUAUCAUGGAUAGUGUGGAACUCGAGAAAACGGUGUCAAACUUGCAAAAGGAGCUUGCAGCAUCUCAAGAAGCUGAGGGAGACCUGAGAGCUCAGCUGCAGGAACUGACGUCACUUCAGGCUCCCGCAUUUGAAGUGAACAACCCGGAAAAGCAGAUUUCUGCUGAAGACACGAUAAAGGAAGAAUUGGUGGUCACAGCGCUGACAGAGGAGAGAGACCAGCUCCGGAUGGAUCUAAAAGAAAAUAUAGAUAUGAUGAUUGAGAAUCAAGAGGAGCUCAGAACUGCACAUGGGAAAAUAGCUGAUCUGAAACAACGGCUCAAACAGCUAGAAGAUUCCCAAACAUCCAACUUAGGAAAGCCUUUUGAUGACAUGUGGACAGAGCUUGAGACACUUCAAACACAAAAAGAGCAACUUCAGGCUGCACUACAAGAGGUCAGUGAGCAGAAGAACCAACUCGAGGGAGAGCUGCAGCAACUUAUUGAUGGGGCUGCAGAGAACGAAAGCCUUCUACAUUCCCUCCAAUCUCAGCUUCAAGAUCAAGUUCAGAGAAAUAAUGACACUGAAAGGAUGGCUCGAGAGAAACAAACUCAGCUGGAACAUCAAGUUGAAGAGUCUCAACAUCUUCUACACUCUAUUCAAGAUGAGUUUGAAGAUUUGAAGCAAAAGAAUUGUACUCUUGUAAAAGUAACUGAGGAGAACGAGUCUGAUUUAAAGCAAAGUAUAAAGAUUUUGAGUGAAGAGCUUGAAACACUGAAAGCAGAAAGGGACGACCUAUGUUUCAACAAGGAAGCUGGACAUCAGAAUUUGAUGGAAGAGACUCAGAGGUUGCUUUGCAGAGUAACGUCGCUCACUGAAGAGAGGGAUCAGCUCCUUGAUACGGUGGAGGAACUGAGACGGGGCAAGAUCCAGCUCAAAACAGAACGGGAGGAAAAUGUCGAAAUGAUGACCCUGACUCUCAGCCAUGAAAAGAUGGAAGCCGAAGUCAACAGCCUGCGUUUUCAACUUGAGGCUGAAAAGUCUAAUUUCAAGAAAAUGCAGGCAGAUCUUCAGAAAGAGCUUAGCGUUGUGUUUAUUGAGAACCUCAAGCUAACCACUCUGCUCGAUGGCAAUGUCCCCAGAAAUAUCAUGGAUAGUGUGGAACUCGAGAAAACGGUGUCAAACUUGCAAAAGGAGCUUGCAGCAUCUCAAGAAGCUGAGGGAGACCUGAGAGCUCAGCUGCAGGAACUGACGUCACUUCAAGCUCCCAUAUUUGGAGUGAACCACUCGGAAAAGCAGAUUUCUGCUGAAGACACGAUGAAGGAAGAUUUGGUGGUCACAGCGCUGACAGAGGAGAGAGACCAGCUCCGGAUGGAUCUAAAAGAAAAUAUAGAUAUGAUGAUUGAGAAUCAAGAGGAGCUCAGAACUGCACAUGGGAAAAUAGCUGAUCUGAAACAACGGCUCAAACAGUUAGAAGAUUCCCAAAUAUUCAACUUUGCAAAGCCUUUUGAUGACAUGACGACAGACCUUGAGACACUUCAAACACAAAAAGAGCAACUUCAGGCUGCACUACAAGAGGUCAGUGAGCAGAAGAACCAACUCGAGGGAGAGCUGCAGCAACUUAUUGAUGGGGCUGCAGAGAACGAAAGCCUUCUACAUUCCCUCCAAUCUCAGCUUCAAGAUCAAGUUCAGAGAAAUAAUGACAUUGAAAGGAUGGCUCGAGAGAAACAAACUCAGCUGGAACAUCAAGUUGAAGAGUCUCAACAUCUUCUACACUCUAUUCAAGCUGAGUUUGAAGAUUUGAAGCAAAAGAAUUGUACUCUUGUAAAAGUAACUGAGGAGAAGGAGUCUGAUUUAAAGCAAAGUAUAAAGAUUUUGAGUGAAGAGCUUGAAACACUGAAAGCAGAAAGGGACGACCUAUGUUUCAACAAGGAAGCUGGACAUCAGACUUUGAUGGAAGAGACUCAGAGGUUGCUUUGCAGAGUGACGUCGCUCACUGAAGAGAGGGAUCAGCUCCUUGAUACGGUGGAGGAACUGAGACGGGGCAAUAUCCAGCUCAAAACAGAACGGGAGGAAAAUGUCGAAAUGUCAUUCCAACUCAUCCAAAUUCCCACAUCUUCACAGAUUCAGAGGCUGUCUGAGGAGCUUGAGUGUGCGGUCACAGAGCGAAGCAAUAUCCAGUCUGAGAUGGAGAAGCUGGUAUGUCAAGUGACAUCUCUCCGCGAAGAGCGAGAUCAGCUGCACGGCCAACUUCAGGCAGUGGGACAGGAGACGAACCAGUUCAGAGCACAACUGGAGGCCUCCACAAUGCAACAGAGUAUGAUUGAACAGAAUCAUUUGAGUUUGCUACAGCAGGCCGAGGUGACAAAAAUGGAGACCAACCUUCGACAGGAGGCACAGCAGCUGGAAGAGCAGCUAAACACAUUAAAGAAAAAUGAAACGGUGGUACAAGCGGAGGCAAUCGCAUCACAGCAGUUGCUCGUUGAAGCAAAAGCAACCAUCUCUUUGCUCAAUGAGAAGCUUAGCGACUGUGAGCGGGACUUGACAAGGUCCAAGGUGACAGCAUCAUCAAGGCUGCACAACUCAACGUUGCAACUUCAGGAGUUAUUUGAAAGAUUCCAGCAAUUUAUUGAUGAAUCCAGUAAGCCUCACCCCGCAUUCAAAGGUGACGCCCUGUGGGUGGAGAAUUUCCUGAGUGACGAGGACUACGACGCCUUUCCUCAAGCCACAGUGAAAGUCCACAACAUUGUCUCUGGGCUGGGGAUCAAGCAUUUGAGGACUCUCCGGAAUAUUAUUGAUGUCCUUUUGGGAAAGGCGAGAGGAUGCAAGAGAGCUUUUCAGGAGUUGGUCAAAAUUGAUGUCUGUAUUUUUGAAGAGUGGCGCUCGCAGGAUGUGUUGCGAUGCAAAGCUGACUCUCUUAGAGACUUGGACUGUUGCUCAGACCAGGAACACAGACUAGAUGAACUGGUUUCAAAAAGACAGUUCUAUGUGCAGAAAAUGGGCGACAUUUUGGAGAAACUUUGGUCUGGCUUGGAUUAUUACCGCAAUGAAGUUUCCGCUGAGGUCAGAGAAAGGACCAGGUUCUUAAGGCUGAUGCAGGAUGAGCACGCCAGGCCGCCAAUAGUUGUCAGUCGGAUGCACAGCCUCUUUAGCGCUGAGGCUGACAGCAGGUCUGCAGUGUUGCAAAGCAGACAAAUCUAUUUGCAGGGCCUCGUUGAUGACCGCACUGUUCAGUGUGAGGAAUUGCAGCAGGUGAUGGCGCAUGCUCAAUUCCAGUUAGAAGAAGAACAAAGCAAGUAUGUCACUUUGCAACGGAAGCUGGAGGAAAUUCCAGCGAGGCCAGAGCUGACGUUGCUGAUUAACAACAAAGAACUUAUUCUCCUCCAUCAAGCUGAGGAGAGAAUCAAAGCUUUGGCUCUCAAAAAUAAGCACCUCGAAGAGGCCCAGCAAAAAAAUCACAGCUGCAUUUCUGGCUACAAGAUGGACAUUCAGCGACUCCAGACAGAACUUGUGGCAAGUGGGGUCCAAGUUCAAGAUUUGAAGAAUGCCAUCAAAACCAUGAAGAGCCAACUGCAAGAGUCUGAGAAAUGUGUGCCGCCUUCAAUUGCUGAGCUGCAGAAAGCCCAAGCUCAAUUGUUCAUGAAGGAAAUGGAGUUAAGCGUUGCUUCCGAUAAACAUCAGCAAGAGAUCGAGAGGAUGACCACUGUUCUGCAUAUGAAAGAAGAGUUGGUGAGGAAACUGAAGGAAUCUCUCAGGACAUUGCAGCAGCAAGGGGAGGAGUCAUUCUUGCAGGGUCAAGAGCUUUAUGACCGCUUUCUGAACCCCCGGGGUUUGGUGAACAAGAGCAGCGGUGUUCUGCAAAAUAGUAAACUGGUGGAGGAAGUCAAACAGCUUCAGAUUAAAAUCGUGCAUCUUGAAAACGUGAUUUCCAGCCAGCAGGCUGACCUUACAAAAUGGAAGAACAGAGCGCUCAAGCUGAAGUCAAAGGCCAAAGUGGAUGUCAAACCUUCACCGCCAUGUACUCCCACCAAACAGGGACUUACCGUGUGCUCCGACUUCUUGCCUCAGUCACCAAAGAAGUUUGUAGUUACUUCCCAGAAGGUCCUCGACUCCCCAAUCCAGCUGUUGGAGUCACCAAAAGUGCCACUGCUCGACUCUCCAAAAAGCAAAUUUUUUGACAAAGGCGCAAACGCUAAUCUGCUUCCCGGAACAAUUCCCAAACUGUUCUUCGAUAACUCCAGCCUUGGAAUCAGUGCAGAUGCCAACCCGGAUGGGUGUGCCUCUCAGCCGCCGGAAGCCCUUGAAUCCUGUAUUACACAGUGAAUAAAAACAACAUUGCUGUUCUUCCCUUUUUAAUUAUUCCAGUGAGAAUUCAAUAAAUUCACAAAACUUUUA